Molecule: messenger RNA, 1163 nt
Organism: Haliotis rubra (blacklip abalone)
Lineage: Eukaryota; Metazoa; Mollusca; Gastropoda; Lepetellida; Haliotidae
Exons: 10
Coding region: 183-1163 (326 amino acids)
Source: RefSeq, a predicted model, not a curated record
CAAACGAUGCCUAGACUAACUGAGCAGAGGGAUAUGGCCAUUGGAAAGUUACACGGAGAUUACAAGGCAAUUACUGGAAAUACCUGAACGGUAUACAGGGAAAGAGAGACUCGUCGUAUCACCUACAGGUGAAGAUACACAGUGGACGGCGGAAUGACACGGGAAAGCCGAACAGCAGUCCAAUGACCUUAUUCAAGCCAGUUUACAGUAUACCCCUGAACGCUGUCAGUGUCAUCAAACUGUCCACCAUGGACGACGACGAUGACGUUGUACACUGCCAAGAUGCCGUUUUCAUCGAAACAGGGGGACUCGAGCAGAUGAAGGGGGUUCACAUUCAGAAGAACUGCAGUAUCGUCAUCGAUGCCACAGAAAGCAACAAGUUCACGGACAACGGCGAGGUGGCGGUGUUGGUGAAGGUCAUGGACUACAACGUCCGACCCAUCAAAAUCGAGCAUGAUCAUAUGCCCUUUCGUCACCCUCUACAAGUUUCACUCGGCAACGCUCCUGUGCAGUUCCUGGUACGAACAAUGUUAGAGCUGUUGGAUCCAGGCUUCGUCGACCCUACUCCUGAAGAUGGCCUAACGAUGGUUGGGUAUGCAGGGGCCCGGCUGGAGGUCAUGCUGGCAGCGCGUCCUCACAACAACUCAGCUGCACAGAUAGAAACAAUAUCGGUGAUUGCUGUGCCAAGUAUUUCAUUCACCCUUUCCACCCUCAUACAAGACCCCCUCAGAGCGAGCGAGGGGGUCAUGACGCGACUUCUGACUGUGGACACAACUUCAGAAGACAUCGGCACAUACAUGUUCCAGGCUACAGUGUUCGACACUGGCGGGGUGGAUGGCAAAGAAAGAAAUUAUGUGAUCGUAGUGAAAGAGAAUAAUCUGACUGUGACGGACAACAUCAGUUCUACAGAGGCACACGCAGUAUUUCCAGAUCAAACUGUGUUAACGUGUCCACAGGAUACUACCUGUACUAUACCAGUCAUGUUCACACAUGGCACUACGGGGGUCACUGUUUUCAACUCUACAACCCCGGGGGUUGGAGUCGGAUCACUGAGACCGGUCAAUGCCUCAUUACAACCCACGGUCCAAUCUGAAGUGAAAGUUGAAGCGUCAACACCGGGAAAUCAAACCAUCUGCCUCCAAGUAUCAGCCCAUGCAAGGUAG